UUAUUUAGUAUGGCAACAUCUUCGGUUGUUCAACGUCCGGUAGCCAUACUGUUUUAAAAAGUUAUCCUUUUCCGUUUUGUUGUCGUGAAAAUGACGGGCUUUAGCAAUAAGGCCAUAGUGAUCGAUGGCCGUGGCCAUCUCCUGGGCCGCCUGGCCGCAGUAAUUGCUAAGGUCCUGCUAGAAGGUAACAAAGUCGUAGUCGUACGAUGUGAGCAGAUCAACAUCUCUGGCAACUUCUUCAGGAACAAACUGAAGUUCAUGUCCUUCCUCCGCAAGAGGUGCAAUGUGAACCCAGCUCGUGGACCUUUCCACUUUAGAGCUCCUUCCAAGAUCCUGUGGAAGACUGUCAGAGGCAUGAUCCCACACAAAACUGAGCGCGGAAAGAGCGCGCUGAGGAGGCUUCGCGCGUACGACGGUUGCCCACCACCCUAUGACAACCGCCGUCGCGUUGUUGUACCUGCCGCUCUCCGUGUCUUCUGCUUGAAGCCCGGCCGUAAGUACUGUCACGUCGGCCGCCUGUCUCACGAAGUAGGCUGGAAGUACCGCGAUGUCGUCCGCAAGCUCGAGAACAAGAGGAAGGUCAAGUCAGUCAAGCUUAUGGCCUAUGAGAAGAAGUUGAAGAGGAUCACGAAGGAAUCCGGCGACAAGGUUGCGAAGACGACUGCACCAUUCACCACAGUGAUCCAAUCCUAUGGAUACAAUUAGGAUUAAGACAUAAAUAUAAAAACCUUUGGUUGCCCAAAA
Messenger RNA from Spodoptera litura, 744 nucleotides. It is a transcript of the gene RpL13A, whose product is annotated as ribosomal protein L13A. NCBI's taxonomy places the organism in Eukaryota, Metazoa, Arthropoda, Insecta, Lepidoptera, Noctuidae. Gene Ontology annotation, molecular function: structural constituent of ribosome; mRNA binding. Gene Ontology annotation, biological process: translation; negative regulation of translation. Gene Ontology annotation, cellular component: ribosome; cytosolic large ribosomal subunit. The record is from RefSeq and is a predicted model, not a curated record.